AUGUCUGUUGUCCACCAAGUGUUGGACCUCCUGGACAGCCGCACCAGCCUGGCCCUCCUGUUGGUCAGUCUGCUCACGUACUGGUACUUCAGACGGCCCAACAACGUUAACCUCCCGCCAGGCCCGAUGUGCUGGCCCGUCAUUGGAAGUCUGCCCAGUAUCGCUAAGACCGACGACCUCCACCUGAAAUUCCUGGACUGGCAGAAGGAAUAUGGACCUGUCACGUACUUCCGUAUGGGGAUGCUGGAUGCCGUGGUGCUCGGUGGUUAUGACGUGAUCUACCAAGCCCUGGUGAAGCAGGCUGAGGCGUUCUCCAGCAGACCCGUCCACCUAGCGAUUGUCAGCAAGAUUUCAAAGAACAAAGGUAUAGCCAUGAUCCCGUCCGGUCCGCUGUGGAAGGAGCACCGUAAGUUCGCCUUACUAACUCUGAGGAGCUUCGGCUUCGGGAAGCGAGGUGCGGAGGCCAAAAUCCUGGAAGAGUCUGCCGUCUUGUGCCAAGAGAUCCUCAACACGGGCGGCAAACCGUUCAGCAUCACCAGGCUGGUACAGAAGGCUACCACCAACGUCAUCUGUUCGCUGGUCUUCGCGCAUCGCUUCGAGUAUGAAGACCCGCAGUUUUUGCGGAUCAUGGAAGACUUCGACACCAUUGCCGGGACCAACUUCAUCAACAUGCCCGAGAACAUCUUUCCUUUCCUUAGGCAUGUGAUGAACAGUGCGGACAAGCUGCUGAAGGCAACCGCCCUCCCUAUGGACUACAUCCGGUCACAGAUGAGGGAACAUCAAGAGACCUUCGACAGGAACGACAUCCGGGAUUUUAUCGACGCGUUCCUGUUGGAAAUGAAGACCCAGGACCCGAGUACCAGCACCUUCACCGAGGACCAACUGGUGGCUACGGUGUUUGACCUGUUCAUAGGAGGCACGGAAUCCACAUCGACUGCUCUGCGAUGGGUCAGCCUUCUUAUGAUGGCGAAUCCGGAUAUACAACGAAAGGUACAAGAAGAGAUAGACAGCGUGCUAGGUCCGGACCAGCCCCCGACCAUGUCUCACCGUGCCCAGCUGCCCUACACACAGGCUGUCCUGACUGAGGUGUUCCGCUUCGCCUGUAUCGUCGCUGUGAUCGUGCCCCACACCACGACGCAAGACACUAACCUCAACGGAUACCACAUUCCAAAUCAGACGAUGGUCCUCCCCAACCUGUGGUCGGUUCACUACGAUGAGAAGCUGUUUCCAGACCCGUACAAGUUUGACCCCACCCGCUUCCUGGACGGGAGGGGGCAGUACAAGAAGGACGAGCACGUCAUGCCUUUUUCUGCAGGACCGCGGAUGUGUCUUGGUGAGCAGCUGGCUCGCAUGGAACUCUUCCUGUUCUUCACUUCACUCAUGCAGCACUUCACCUUCAAACUGCCAGAUGGCGCUUCUGUGUCACCGCAUGAGGGGAUCACUGCAGGCAUACGUGCUCCCAAACCUUUUGAUAUGAUAGCCGUGGCCAGGAACUAAACAA
This is a messenger RNA of Branchiostoma belcheri (Belcher's lancelet), 1501 nucleotides long. RefSeq names its product cytochrome P450 2C15-like. The transcript is spliced from 9 exons. Lineage: Eukaryota; Metazoa; Chordata; Leptocardii; Amphioxiformes; Branchiostomatidae. Gene Ontology annotation, cellular component: cytoplasm; intracellular membrane-bounded organelle. The coding region runs from base 1 to 1497 and encodes 498 amino acids. Gene Ontology annotation, biological process: xenobiotic metabolic process. Gene Ontology annotation, molecular function: iron ion binding; heme binding; oxidoreductase activity, acting on paired donors, with incorporation or reduction of molecular oxygen, reduced flavin or flavoprotein as one donor, and incorporation of one atom of oxygen. The record is from RefSeq and is a predicted model, not a curated record.